CUUUAGUGGGAGACAACUUUUAUGUCUUCUAUGGUUUUUUUUGACCCCGUGCAUGCACAAACCGCUGUGCUGUGCUUUAAAGGAAUUACAUCUGAAGGACCGUCACGGCUCUCUUGCAGUUCACGGCGUUUUGGGGGUUUUGACUUUUUGUGUUCAUCAGGAUAAAUUGUGUUAUUGUUUUGCUUUUAUUUUAUUUUUUUAUUUCUGAGUUGUAGGCUACUAGUAUAUAAGCAAAAGCAGCAUUAAUUUAUUUUCAAACACACUUCUCUUUAGUAGUGAGUAAAAUUCAGGACACCUGUUCUGACAGCAUAUUUUUUGUUUUUCUUGUAAUUGGCUUCAGUUGCUUGGAAAAAUAUAGUCCAAAAUAAAGAAAUAGAUAGUCCAUCCUAUCAUAUUGCAGGUUAGCCUCACUCUUUUUAGAAAAAGGGUCAGAUCUUGUGUUUUCUUAUUAUUGUGUUUUUUAUAUUUUUUGUUAAUUUUAUGAUUUUUUAAACUAUGAAGCAUUUGCAAUUUGUGCUCGUCUUGGCCAUCGCGGUCAGCGUGUGGGAAUGUGGAGACGCAAAAUUCGGCGAGAGGGGAGAAAUUAGCCCCAGGAGGAGAAGAUGUUACGACGGAAGCUUGCCCAAGCGGCUGAAGAAAAGGGAGCGAAAAGUGUUGCUUGACGGCAGCAGCAGCGGAGAAGUUUGCCACAGGUUGUAUCCUCGUGUGUCCUGCUGUCCCACCAGGAGAGCCGCCUAUCAGCUCCUGCACCGCAGGGAUGCCAGGAUUUUCUCCACCAACAACACCGAAUGUGGACGUCUUCUGGAGGAGAUCAAGUGUGCUCGCUGCUCCCCCAAUGCCCAGGUGUUGUUCCACUCCUUGGACAUGGAUAAGAUGCCACACAGGGAGCCAGACCUGCCGCGGCUCUGCCAGGACUUCUGCCGCGAGUUCUACUACACCUGCAGGGGGCACAUACCAGAGCUGUUCCAGGCCGAUGUGGACGAGUUCUGCCAAUACUAUGGGAGGAGAGAUGGCAGUAUGUGCUUUCCAGAUUUUCAACGAAAGCAACCACAAGGGCAAGAUUCCAACUACUUGGGAGAUGAGAAAAUAGAAGAUAUCAGCAGGAAACACAAACACAACUGCUACUGUGCCCAGGAGGUGUUGAGUGGUCUAAGACAGCCGGUGGCCGUGGUGCACUGUGGGGAUGGAUCCCAGCGGCUCUUUGUCCUGGAGAGGGAGGGAAUUGUCAGGAUACUCAACCAUGACCUCGAGCUAAUCAAGGAGCCCUUCCUGGACAUCCACAAGCUGGUGCAGAACGGCCUGAAGGGUGGAGAUGAAAGGGGCCUGCUAAGCCUGGCAUUCCACCCCAAUUACAAGAAGAAUGGCAAGCUCUACGUCUCCUACACCACCAACCAAGAGCGCUGGGCCAUCGGACCACACGACCACAUUCUCCGUGUGGUUGAAUACACCGUUUCGAGGAAAAAUCCGAACCAGGUGGACACCCGGACUGUCCGGGUGCUGAUGGAAGUGGCAGAGCUGCACAGGAAACACCUAGGCGGUCAACUUCUCUUCAGUCCUGAUGGUCUGUUGCACAUCGUCCUGGGAGAUGGCAUGAUCACUCUUGAUGAUAUGGAGGAGAUGGAUGGACUCAGUGAUUUCACAGGGUCCGUCCUGAGGGUAGAUGUUGACACGGACUGCUGUACAUCGCCUUAUUCCAUACCACGGAACAACCCGUACUUCAACAGCACCAACCAGCCCCCUGAAAUCUUUGCUCAUGGAUUACAUGACCCAGGCAGGUGUGCAGUGGAUCGACUUCAGUCUGACAAUGGGAGUCUGCUCAUCCUCUGUACGGAUGCCAGUGGCAAAAACACAUCAGCAGGAAGAAUACUGGAGAUUUCUAAGGGGAAAGAUUAUGAAAAUGAGCCUUCUGUCUAUGACCUGCAGUCCAGUGGAGGAGCACCACCUGUGGGGGGCUUCAUUUAUAGGGGCUGCCAGUCGAGAAGGCUUUAUGGCAGCUAUGUGUUUGGAGAUAAAAAUGGUAACCUGCGGAUCCUCCAGAAGUCUACGUUGUCAACAUCAGCAAGUGGAGAACAGUGGCAGGAGAAAGCUCUGUGUCUGGGCUCAGCUGGCUUCUGCGGCUCCAUGCUUGUUGGACACAUCUUGGGUUUUGGAGAAGAUGAACUAGGUGAAGUCUACAUACUGGCUAGCAGUAAAAGCAUGGCGCAGUCACACAGCGGGAAACUCUACAAACUAGUAGACCCGAAAAGGCCUCAUGCCCCGAAGGAGUGCCAGCGUCAGGUGGAGCCUCCAGAGCUGCUGAUGACAGCUUGUUCCAGACACUGUAAGAACGGACACUGCACUCCGACUGGCAAGUGCUGCUGCAGCCCCGGCUGGGAGGGACCCUUCUGCCGAGUUGCUAAGUGUGAACCAGCCUGCCGCAAUGGAGGAGUGUGUAUGGAGCCCAACAAGUGCCUCUGUAAGAGUGGCUACUCCGGGGCCCAGUGUGAGAAGAGUGAGCGGGGCAUGCCCAACGACCAGGAAAAAGAUGGCAUACUGGAUCACAUCAUCGACAUGACCUCGUACCUCCUAGACCUGACCAGCUAUAUUGUAUAGGGGUGUGCAGAGGGGGGCUGCUCCCCGCUGUCAUCCUCAAGUUGACACAAAUCUACCUACCACCACCAGCAGACUCUAACAAGGUGUCCAUAAAACGGCCUCUUAAUCUCCCUCAUACCCACACAGGCAUGUACACUCACUCAUAAAAAUACACACAGGAUCCCCGACCAACUGAUUUUCAUCCUCAUCACCAAACUCUUCCUCUUCUGCCUAUAAGCUACUUGCUCUUGAGCACCAGGCCUGGCAUCCAAGCCGUGUUCACACUUCUGAGGGACCUGCAGACAGCAGAGGAGAUGAUUGAUAAGCAUGGCCAAGUUAUGGAAGUUCAGACAUUUCCUCUCUCGUUCAGAAAACACUCGCACACGGCUGAAUCCACACGAACAGGAACUCCAACAGGAACAUUUUAACCCAAGACUUUGGAUCUUUUUAGGGGCUAACUGUUGCCUUACUUAAACCCCCCAAAUAAAUGGAGUUUGAGGCAUUUCAGUGGACAGUUGUUUGUUGAGGGGUAAGGAGUGGCGUGGCUCAAGAACCAGUUUGUGCUCGUGGUCCAUUCAAAACCCAGCUAAAUAAAUACACACAGACUUUGAAGGAACACUCUGCACCUCUAAGGCCAUGAGAGCGGGUCACAUAGAGCCCGCAGUGCUUUGUGCUACACUAUCCUAAAGGGAGACGAACCAUGUCGUCUCACUUACUAUGUUGUAUUUAGUUUGUGGGCACAUUGUCAUGACAGUAUACUGUGUGUAUACUUUGUUUCGCAACACUCACUUGCUAUCAAUGUACAGAAUGGAUCUGCAACAGGGGACUGUUACCUACACAGAAAUAGGAGUGAGAACGUUUCGUCAAAGCCAGUUUCAUACAAUCUGAACGGAGUUAUUGGCUCCCAUGCACUGUAUUCAUUUUUUGUUUCAUUCACUUUAUUAUUCAAAAUGAAUUUAAACAUUUUAUUGAAAAGCGCAAUGAGAGU
Molecule: messenger RNA, 3559 nt
Organism: Plectropomus leopardus (leopard coralgrouper)
Lineage: Eukaryota; Metazoa; Chordata; Actinopteri; Perciformes; Serranidae
Gene: hhip
Product: hedgehog interacting protein
Source: RefSeq, a predicted model, not a curated record